GUUACUGCUAUAUUUCGUUUCUUUUCAUUUUCUGUGUAUUUUCAUUAUUAUUACCGUUGAGUGCCACCAGAGGGCGCUAUAGUGUAAGUGAGCUUUGUAAGAAGAAGUAGAGGUUAAUUUCCUCAGAAGAAGCGAUCUCUCGAGAGAUCGAAAGAUGCGUGACUGAAGCGUGGUCACAAAGCUAACUUGUAAAGAAAGUUAAGAAACAAUAAGAAGAAGAAGACGACUGAAACUAAUUCCUCUCUCGGUACUCAGCCAACGAGUUUUCACGGUGUGUUUAUGAGUCUGAACAAGCUGGAUUCAAUAAAUUCAUCAGUUGGGAAAGCCACUUGUGUCUGUUGGUACCUGGAGGAGUUACAGUGAAAACUCGACUGAUCUGCGCGAGUGGAGGCGAGGCGGCAUGAUCGGAUGAGCAGCAGUCUUGCCACAGCGUGAUCGGCACGUGCACGGAGCGGGCGCGCGCACGAGACCAAAGCGGGAUUUGAAGACCAACACUUUAAGAUAAGGCCAUAAGAAAUGCGGACAUUCAUAAGUUAAGAGUUUGUCUGAAAAAAGGAAAACAAAACGCAAGUUUAAGGUUGAUUAAUCAAACUGUGAUUUAAAGUAACGUUUUGCUAUUCCUAAUUUUUGUUUAUUAAGCCACAUUGUAAGGUCUAAAGCACUUAAGUUUAAGCAUCAGUAGGCUUCAUUUGUUUUACACUGGCCUAUUUGUGCCAAGAAUGAGAAAUGUGUUUCAUGUGAACAGUUUAAAUGUGAAUAACUCUUAUUUGAAUACGUUUUUGGUAUAUUUAAGUUGAAAGGGUUAAGUUACUUUCACAUUACUGUAAAGAUUCAGUAUUACAUUUUUAUUUUAUUCUGCCUUUAUAUUUCAAAUGCCGACUGUCUAGGGGUGACUUUUAGUUUACAUAAACAUUUUUGCUGUUUAGUGACAAGUGACAGACGUUAAAAUGACUGAUCCAAAUACACCAUUAAUUAGUACAGAACCCCAAAGUCAGUCUGAAGAAACCCAAGGUACUGAUCCUAGUGAGCAGCAAGACUCAGUACAACUUAGAAGAAGUCAGAGAGUGAAAACACUCACAGAAAAGGGAAGAGAAAUGCAGGAUGAGAAGAUUAAAGGACUCCAGCAAAGAUUUAACUACAACUACGAAAAGUGGAGAACACAUGCAAAGGCAUCCAAAGUACCCCUCUCUCAACCAGGACCCUCAAAUAAAGACAUUCUUGAAGAUAUAACUGGUGAUGUUAGAGGUCUUUGUGCAGAUGUCACAAAAGUUUUUGAUGAGUUACGCAAGCUCACCCCACCGGAUCAAGAGACACGUCGCAGAGUAGAUCUGUGUGUGGAGAUCUCAGGUUUCCUUGUGAAUAAAGCAACUUGCCGAUUGGAAGGAAGAGAGGAACAAGAUUGGCCGGAAGCAGGCUCCCUCUUUCAAACUACGAGCAGUAAGUCAAGCUCCUUCAACAUAACUAAGAACUCAUCUGAGCAUUCACAUAGAUCCUCUGUAAAACAUCAAGAAGCUGCCGCAGAAGCAGCAGCGAGUCAAGCUGUUCUAAAAAUAUUAGAAGAACAACAAAUGGAACAGCAAGAGAUAGAAAGACUAGAAGUUGAAGUCAGGAAAAGAGCAGUGGAACAAGAAACACUAAUUAGACAAAAGUGCUUAGAAAGAGAGGCUGAAGAAAUUAGAAAGCGCUUAGAAAGAGAGGCUGAAGAAGUUAGAAAGCGCUUAGAAAGAGAGGCUGAAGAAAUUAGCUUAAGAAUGCAGAGAGAAGCAGAUGAAGCAAAGUUUAAGGCUCAACAAGAAGAAGAGUAUGCAGCUCUGCAGAGAACACUUGAUGAAAAGAAAAGAAAGGUACAGCACCUGGAAAAGGUCAAAGAUCUCAAGGCAGCACAAGCAAGGAUGCAGGUUUAUGACCAAAUGAGUGUAGCAGAAGUGCAAAGGGUCGAUGUAACAAAGAUUAAUACAGAAAUUAGAGACGUUGAACAUGUAAGCUUUCCAUCUCUGCUUGAACAAGUCUCACCCCAAGCUGCAGGCACUUCUAAAGGUGAUGGUACAUCAGAUUUAGUUAAAGUGCUAGCAAGUGCACUAAGUACUAGUCGUAUCCCUGUUCCGGAACCUACUGUGUUUUCUGGGGAUCCCUUAAGUUACAGUGACUGGAAACUGUCAUUCCAAACACUGAUAGACCAAAAGAAUAUCCCUAACAAGGAGAAAAUAUUCUACCUUCGAAGAUAUGUGAGUGGACCGGCUAAGAGAGCAAUUGAAGGAUACUUCCUGCUUGGAACUGAAUCCGCACAUGCUGCUGCAUGGAAGAUUCUGGAUGAAAGAUAUGGAAAUCCAUUCACAAUAGCAAAAGCUUUUAGAGACAAACUGCAUGCAUGGCCCAAAAUGACCUCAAGAGACAGUUUCGAACUAAGGGACUUUGCAGAUUUCUUGCGCAGUUGUGAAGCUGCAACAGCUCACAUUAACUCAUUAGAGAUCUUGAAUGACUGCAAUGAGAACCGAAAGAUUCUUUCCAAACUUCCAGACUGGCUUGCUGCUAGUUGGAACCGCAAGGUUGUUGAAAUUGAAGAACAAACAAAUCAGUUUCCCACUUUCAGCCAGUUUGUUGAGUUUUUAACGAGAGAAGCCAAGAUUGCUUGUAAUCCUGUUACAUCUUUACAGUCACUAAAACAAUGUGAGUUUAACAAAUCAGACAAACUGAAAUUUACCAAACAGAAAGAAAUUGGAGUUAAAACACUGAUGACGACUUCACAAGAAAAAACACAACUGGUAUGUGUAUUCUGCAAGAAACCCAAGCACAGUUUACACAAAUGCAGAAGUUUUCUUGAAAAGGCUGUGUCAGACAGAAUCAGCUUCAUUAAGUCGGAAAGGCUAUGUUUUGGUUGUCUCAAACCAGGCCAUCUUUCAAAGAGCUGUACCAACCGCAAUAUUUGUGAAAGGUGCAGUAAAGGGCAUCCUACAUGUCUUCAUGAAGAUAGAGUUAAGGACAAAGAAGAACAAAAGCAACCACUAGCUAAGCCAAAUCCAAGUAACGAAAGAUCAAGUCAAAGCGACCGAGCUCAAGAACAAGUUACAGCCAUGGCUACAACUAACCGAGUAGCGAGUCAAGAAAAUAACACACACACUGCUGCAAUCAUUCCUCGAUACAACCUUUGUUCUCAGUGA
Messenger RNA from Syngnathus typhle (broad-nosed pipefish), 3158 nucleotides. RefSeq lists its product as uncharacterized. NCBI's taxonomy places the organism in Eukaryota, Metazoa, Chordata, Actinopteri, Syngnathiformes, Syngnathidae. The transcript is spliced from 3 exons. The coding region runs from base 948 to 3158 and encodes 736 amino acids. Gene Ontology annotation, molecular function: zinc ion binding; nucleic acid binding. The record is from RefSeq and is a predicted model, not a curated record.